AUGACUUUGUGGGUAAGAAUAGCGGGAGUUAAGGAGUGUAAAGAAAAAAGAGCCCUUUUAGAUUGUGGUUCCCAAAAAUCAUACAUUUUGGAAUCAUUAGCCACAGAGCUAGGAUUACCCGUUGUGUCAAAAGAAAAUGUAGCUCUUACUUUAUUUGGGGGUACUAAAACUGAACCAAAGUUGCAUAACAAAUACAGAGCAAAAUUGUACUCGGUCAGCUCGUAUAGGUAUCCAAAUUUAGAAUUUGAAUUCUUGGAUCAGAAGGUAAUUUGUGAGGAUAUGCCUCGGGUACCAAAGGGUCCGAUAUUGAAAGAAUUAAAGCGAAAUCGGAUUUGGUUGUCGGAUUUAGAUGAAAAUUGUCCUAAAAUAGAAAUGCUCAUAGGUAGUGACAUUUACGGGAAAAUUCUUACCGGGCGAGUUAAGCAAUUGAAAGGAGGUUUAACCGCUAUUUGUAUAAAAUUGUGCUGGGCAGCUUGCGGUGUAUCAGAUGAUUUUCAUAAAGGGAAAAUUGCUUCUGCCUUUUGUACGAAUUUAGCAAUACAGGAUUUCAAGAUUUCCGAUCUUUGGAGCUUAGAAACCAUCGGAAUUUUGGAUGCUAAUCUCAACUUAAAUAACUCUUUAGAGGAAAAAAUAGCACAAUUGCCCUCAAAUCGUCAUAUAGCCGAAAAGAGAUUGUUCAAUGUCACCCAUAGACUUAAAUCUUUAAGAAAAUAUGAGGAAUAUGAUAACAUUUUGAAACAGUGGUUAGAAGAGGGUGUAAUCGAAGCGGUACCAAAUAAUGAAUUGCAUUUUAAAGGGCAUUAUUUACCCCAUCACCCAGUCUUUAAACCUAGUAGUAUUACGACUAAGGUAAGACCCGUUUUUGACGCGUUAUGCAAAGUUAAUAGAUCACCAUCCCUUAAUGAUUGUUUGGUUAAAGGCCCAAAUUUAAUCGAAGAAAUUCCAUCUAUUUUGUUGGGUUUUAGAGGGAAAAGUAUUGGUGUUACGUCCGAUAUUCGGCGUGCAUUUUUGCAGAUUGAGUUGAGGAAAGAAGAUAGGGACUUUUUGAGAUUUUUAUGGUGGGAGAAAGGCAAGUUGAAGGUUCUUCGUCACACAAGAGUCGUGUUUGGGGUACGGCCGAGCCCAUUUUUACUGGGGGCGGUUAUUUCCUUCCAUUUGUCAAAAGUACCGCCUGAUCAAAAUGAUAUUGCACGAAAAUUAGACAGGUUAUUUUACAUUGAUAAUUGCGUGACUUCAGUAGAUAAUGAAAAAGAUCUCGUGGAUUUUGUAAAAUCCUCUACUGAAAUUUUAGCUGAAGCUCGAAUGAACUUGCGAAUGUGGACAUAUGACCCAGUAGAGAAAGAUAUUGAAUUGGCGCCAGAAUAUUCGAGCGCAGAUUAA
Uloborus diversus is the source of this 1380-nucleotide messenger RNA. RefSeq lists its product as uncharacterized. The record is from RefSeq and is a predicted model, not a curated record. The coding region runs from base 1 to 1380 and encodes 459 amino acids. The transcript has 2 exons. Lineage: Eukaryota; Metazoa; Arthropoda; Arachnida; Araneae; Uloboridae.